AUGGCAUCCUCCCCUGAAUGGGAAACCUUCCAACUGGGUCCUUUCGUCGCGCCUCGCCUGUGGAUCGGCCUUUGGCAGCUCUCCAGUACUGCAUGGGGCAGUGCAUCAGCGUCCAAAAUUCGUCAAAGCAUGGCAAGACACGCAGAUCAAGGGUAUACUGCGUUUGCCGACCACUAUGGAAGUGCGGAGAUUCUUUUCGGACAGUUUCAGGAAUCGCUCCCACCACCGAAGAAGGUGAUUGGAGGAACGAAAUGGUGCGUUUUCAAGGCCACGGAGCCCACCCGUGCCAUCGUUGAAGCCGGCGUACGAGAACGCAUGACACGUAUGCGAACGAAGAGUGUCGACCUCCUCCAGCUUCACUGGCAGAACUAUGCGGACACCGGAUAUUUGCCUGCUUUACGCCACCUGCAGGACCUCCAGGCGGAGGGAGUCAUCACAAACAUAGGCCUGUGUAACUUUGACGCGAUUCGGACGGACGAAAUCUGCACCCAACUGGGGCCCGGUGCCAUUGUCACGAAUCAAGUUCCGUUCUCUCUGAUUGAUACAAGAGUUCUGCAUGGCAUGGCUGAUGUCUGCGAAAGACACGACGUGAAGCUUCUUACCUACGGUACACUGUGUGGUGGCUUCCUCUCUGAUGCCUGGCUCUCAAAGCACGAGCCAGACCCCUAUGGUGGAACCUUGACGCCAUCACAGAGAAAGUACCUCGACAUCAUUCUGAAAGUGUGGGGAGAUUGGGAGCUCUUUCAGACCCUUCUAUCCGUCCUUCGCACCAUCGGCGACCGCCAUGAGAACGCAAGCAUCGCAAACAUAGCCACACGAUGGGUUCUGGAUCAUCCUUGUGUGGGAGCUGUCCUCGUAGGUUCGCGAUUAGGGGUAUCUGAGCAUCCAGACGACAAUCUUAACGUCUUCCGCAUCCGACUCUCAGAGAAAGACAGGGCCGAGAUAGAAGCUGUGUUGGAUCGUUCUGACGGCCGGAGGAUGAUCACUGUCAUUGGAGAUUGUGGUGCAGAGUAUCGGUGA
Messenger RNA from Stereum hirsutum FP-91666 SS1, 1020 nucleotides. Its product is annotated as Aldo/keto reductase. Lineage: Eukaryota; Fungi; Basidiomycota; Agaricomycetes; Russulales; Stereaceae. The coding region runs from base 1 to 1020 and encodes 339 amino acids. The transcript is spliced from 8 exons. The record is from RefSeq and is a predicted model, not a curated record.